UUAACCCAGCUAGCGGAGCUUUAUCACUGCUUUCCUCGUAAGUACGUGCAUCUCGUCAUGAAAGCUACGGCUGUUCUAACACUAAAGCGUUCUAUAGCAAUAGUGCUUCUAUUUUUUCUUCUCAUUAUGUUCAUCCACGUUUCCAAAUAUGAAAUUUCUAUCCGCUCUUCACCGACCAGAUGCGGUGUCGGAAAUAGGGCGGUAACGUUUCAAUACCUGACGCAAGUAGCGAAGUCUUGUGAACGAACCGCCAACAGAACCUCCGUGCUCAUCGGCGUUGUUUCGAGCGCUGACAACUUCGAAAGUCGGGCUGCGAUACGGGAUACCUGGGGAGGCACGGCUCUGAAGAUGGGCUUCAUCGUAGUCUUCCUGCUGGGACUGACGCCGGACCAGAAAGUACAGGGGAAGGUGUUGGCGGAACACGAGACUUACGGUGAUGUCGUCCAGGGAGACUUCGUCGACAGCUACGAGAACCUCACCUACAAGACUGCAAUGAUUAUUCGUUGGGCUCGAGAGAAGUGUUCGGAGACUGAGUUCGUGCUCAAGAUCGACGACGACAUGCUCCUCGGUGUGUGGGACCUCGCUGUCGUCGUGAACAGUCUGGUAGGAAUCAAGCAUUCUAUGUGGGGCUACCUCUAUCGUAAUGCAAGACCCCAUCGUAACGUAGCUUCCAAGUGGUACGUGUCUAAAGAGGCAUAUGCGUCCGAUGCCUAUCCGGACUUCCUCUCGGGCACGGCGUAUCUAAUUUCUGGUGACGCCAUUUCCGCGCUAGAUGACGUCACCCACGACGAGUGCUUCUUCCCUCUCGAAGACAUCUACUUGACCGCAAUCGUUGCAGAGAGAGCUCAACUGUCACUUGUCGCCAUGUAAUUGGUCUCCGGAGCCCCAGUCAAGCCAUUUCAUUAGUUCUUAGCCUAGGAGACCAUCCAGAGUGCAUGUUUUUUGUUUUGUUUUGGAAAUAAAGAGAAUGA
Molecule: messenger RNA, 971 nt
Organism: Rhipicephalus sanguineus (brown dog tick)
Lineage: Eukaryota; Metazoa; Arthropoda; Arachnida; Ixodida; Ixodidae
Product: beta-1,3-galactosyltransferase 5-like
Exons: 2
Coding region: 58-870 (270 amino acids)
Cellular component (GO): membrane
Molecular function (GO): hexosyltransferase activity
Source: RefSeq, a predicted model, not a curated record